Trichoplax adhaerens is the source of this 621-nucleotide messenger RNA. RefSeq lists its product as uncharacterized. Gene Ontology annotation, biological process: cellular response to hypoxia; peptidyl-proline hydroxylation to 4-hydroxy-L-proline. The transcript is spliced from 4 exons. The record is from RefSeq and is a predicted model, not a curated record. Gene Ontology annotation, cellular component: nucleus; cytoplasm. Lineage: Eukaryota; Metazoa; Placozoa; Uniplacotomia; Trichoplacea; Trichoplacidae. Bases 1 to 621 code for a protein of 206 amino acids. Gene Ontology annotation, molecular function: ferrous iron binding; peptidyl-proline 4-dioxygenase activity; L-ascorbic acid binding.
AUGGUUGUGAACCAGUUAAAUACGAAUGGAUUUUGUAUCAUUAAUAAUUUCCUGGGGAGCAGUUGUAGCACAGAAGUCCUCCAGCAAGUGUUAAAUCUAUAUCAAAGUGGAGUCUUCAGUAAUGGACAGUUAGCUCGUAAUGUGUCAGUGAACCGAAUUCGUGGGGAUAAAAUAGCUUGGAUUGGAGGCGAUGAACGUGGAUGUGAAGCUAUUAAAUAUUUAAGUUCAUGCGUGGAUUCUCUGAUUUCUCGUUGCAACGGACGAUUGGGGAAUUACAUGAUAACUGGAAGGACGAAGUGCAUGGUUGCGUGCUAUCCCGGAAGUGGUCUAGGCUACAUUCGCCAUAUAGAUAAUCCCAAUCGCGAUGGAAGAUGUGUCACGGUCUUGUAUUAUCUUAACCCCAACUGGAACAGCCAGGACUGUGGAGGACAGUUGUGGCUAUACCCAAAUAAUGAAAAUAAAGUAGUCAAAAUUGAUCCAAUUUUUGAUCGUUUACUGCUUUUCUGGUCAGAUAGGCGAAAUCCUCACGAAGUAAAGCCUGCAUAUGCAAUGAGAUAUGCUAUCACUUUGUGGUAUUUCGACGAGAAGGAACGAGCUCUUUCGUCUCAGAAUGGUACAUAG